AUGGCUUUCGUUCGCCAUGUCCUCCGAUUUCGGGAUACCGAUUCCCUUGGCGAGUCAGUCUCAUCCCCUCCCAAUUUGUUUCUUUCUCCUCGAGCCAUAACUCCAUCAGCAUGCUAUGACGAUUGCAACAACUCGGAAGCCACUAAGGACACGAUCAAUGACUAUAUUGAUCCAGAGUUUCGGCAAUUUCAAGCCUAUUGCGACGGCGUAGAUUCUUCUACACCAGCGACAACAACAAUCAACUCAGAUAUCCCUUGCGCAGUCUGCACGCCCCUUAUUUAUACCGAUCCUACUGGCAAAGUCCACACUGUAAUGGUUAAGCCUGGUCUCGAAGAUCUAUCUAAAACUCCGUUAUCAGCCCCUUCGCAAACAAGCUCGGCAGACGAACCCAAACCCUCGGGUUCCAAUUCCAACAAAGUCGUUGCAGUGGUUGUCGUAAUUAUAGUCCUCCUCGCUGCCUUGUUUUUCUGGCGUCGGCGACGGCCGAAGAAGAACAUCGGCCCUCCAGAGGAUCCACCCCAAGAAGAGCCGAAAUACGAAAAGGCUCAACUCCACUCCGACUGUAUUCCUCGGGGCCCACAAUACGAGUUGGAAGGCUCAGUCCCGCCGGUACCUAGUGUAAGUCCAGCUAUUGGGGAAAUGACGGCGAACGAAGUAGCUGCCCAAGAGAUGCCAACAUCACAAAAGUCCUUGGCUGAGAAUGAUGAGACGGAAGACAAUACACCCAGGCAGUGUAUUAACGAGUCAUAA
Ilyonectria robusta is the source of this 750-nucleotide messenger RNA. RefSeq lists its product as uncharacterized. NCBI's taxonomy places the organism in Eukaryota, Fungi, Ascomycota, Sordariomycetes, Hypocreales, Nectriaceae. The transcript is spliced from 4 exons. The coding region runs from base 1 to 750 and encodes 249 amino acids. The record is from RefSeq and is a predicted model, not a curated record.